CGUUCACCCUCGACACCAUCGCCAUCGCCUUACAGUCCGUGUAAUACGUCGAUCGCCUACUCGUACGCCUCACAGUCUGCAGCUUCAUCCCUUGAUCACCCCCGCCUCUAGACGACAACGCUGCUCCGACGACCAUGAUGGGUUGGUGGUCCUCAUCCGCCAACACGGCUCUAGACGAGCAGAUCGAAAAGGCCACCAGCAGCAGCCUCGAAGACAUUGCCCUGAAUCUCGAGAUCUCCGAUGUAAUCAGAUCCAAGACUGUUCAGCCAAAGGAGGCUAUGCGCUCUUUGAAGAAGCGCAUAGGCAACCGCAACCCGAAUACACAGCUGAGUGCACUCAACCUAACUGAUACCUGUGUCAAGAAUGGAGGCACCCACUUCCUUGCCGAAAUCGCCUCAAGAGAGUUUAUGGACAACCUGGUGUCACUUCUCCAAGCUGUGGGGGCGGUGGCUGUAAACGCUGAGGUCAAAGCCAAAAUCCUCGAGCUUGUGCAAUCGUGGGCACCCCCCGAAUGGAUAGACUCCGACGUCUGCAUGCGAUGCCGAACUGCCUUCACCUUCACAAACCGGAAACACCACUGCCGAAACUGCGGAAACUGCUUCGACCAGCAAUGCUCGAGCAAGUCCAUACCACUUCCACACCUCGGCAUCCUCCAAGCAGUCCGUGUUGACGAUGGCUGCUUUGCGAAGCUUUCUGAUAGGGGCGGCCGCGGAAGCCAGGCAGGCGCGUCGCAAGAUAGGACGCCGACUUAUCCGCACAAGACACGGAGUACCUCCGCCAUGCAGCCACGGAGCGCUCGAGCCGACGAGGGUUUCGACGAGGAUCUUAAGAAGGCGUUGGCUAUGAGUUUGGAAGAGGUCAAGGGCCACUCCAAGGGAUAUGUUGAGCCGAAAGUCAACGCCCCGACAGACGCAAACGCCGGUGGCAAAUCCGCUGCCGCUAGACAGGCUGAGGAUGACGAUGAUGACCUCAAAGCUGCCAUAGCUGCAUCGCUGGCAGAUAUGGAGGAACAAAAGCAGCGACAUGCGGCCGCGUUCAAGGAACAAACGUUCACAGCGCCGUCUGCUGCGACAUCCACUUUCGCACUUCCGAAGAACGAUUACGAGUUGACUCCGGUCGAAGCCGAAAACAUCAACCUAUUCGCAACGCUUGUCGACAGGCUUCAGACGCAACCCCCCGGCACAAUUUUGAGAGAGCCGCAGAUUCAGGAGCUGUAUGACAGCAUUGGUGCCCUGAGGCCGAAGCUUGCGCGGACAUAUGGAGAGACUAUGAGCAAACACGGUCAGUUCACCUCUGAUCGCAGUCGUAAGACUUUCAAACUAACCACGCAUGCAGAUACACUGUUGGACCUCCACGCCAAGCUAUCCACCGUGGUGCGAUAUUACGACAGGAUGCUGGAGGAGCGCCUAUCCAAGGCAUAUCACCAACACACCAUUGGAGGCUACAACAUGCCGCCACCCCGCCAAACUUCCUACCCAUCUAUCCAGGGCGGCGUUCCAGGCGCGGCCGAGAACUUCUACACUGGCGAGCAGCGACAGGACUACGGACAAGCGCCGCAAAUGUACCCACCACACCCCCAGCAAACCCCACAGCCGCAGUAUGCAUCUUACAACCAUACGGGCGCUGUUUCAGGUCCUCCUACAGGACAAUAUCCUCAUCAGGGAGUCCAGCGAACCGAUAGUUGGAGGAGCGGGACAGGGCCUCCUGAAGGUCAGUAUCCUCCAUCGGGAUACCCAGCCGAAGCUCCACCUGCGCCAACAAAUAUACACCAUGCUCAUGGCCAACCCGCCGAGACGCCUUCCGCCGACCCGAACACCACGGCAGCAUCAUAUUAUUACAAUCCUCAACAACCUAGCGCCCCACCAUCAGCGCCGCCCAGCGUCGACCCUAAUGCGUCUCCCUAUCCUAACCUCCAACAGCAACAACACUACCAUCAACCUCCCCGGACCGCAACAGACGCCUGCCCCGGGCAGCGCGCCUUGCAGGCCAGCCUAACCAGCACCCAGCUCCACCCUUCGCAACAGAACUACUGGCAGCCUUCAGUACCGCAGCAAUCCUCACAGCAGCAGCAACCAUGGAAUGGUCAGCAGCAGCAGCAGCAAUAUCCCGGGUAUCCGCAGGAGUCGGCGCCAUCGGCCUCGCAGGCUGCCCCGAAACAGCCAGCUGUGGAAGAAAGCCUGAUUGAGCUGUGA
Messenger RNA from Verticillium alfalfae VaMs.102, 2192 nucleotides. RefSeq names its product vacuolar protein sorting-associated protein. Gene Ontology annotation, cellular component: ESCRT-0 complex. The transcript has 4 exons. Gene Ontology annotation, biological process: protein transport to vacuole involved in ubiquitin-dependent protein catabolic process via the multivesicular body sorting pathway; protein targeting to vacuole. Gene Ontology annotation, molecular function: phosphatidylinositol-3-phosphate binding; metal ion binding; ubiquitin binding. The record is from RefSeq and is a predicted model, not a curated record. Lineage: Eukaryota; Fungi; Ascomycota; Sordariomycetes; Glomerellales; Plectosphaerellaceae. The coding region runs from base 135 to 2192 and encodes 685 amino acids.